Molecule: messenger RNA, 7517 nt
Organism: Symphalangus syndactylus (siamang)
Lineage: Eukaryota; Metazoa; Chordata; Mammalia; Primates; Hylobatidae
Gene: FNIP2
Product: folliculin interacting protein 2
Cellular component (GO): cytoplasm
Molecular function (GO): ATPase inhibitor activity; protein-folding chaperone binding
Source: RefSeq, a predicted model, not a curated record
GUGGUGUGGCCAAUGUCAGAACAACCUUGCAGCUGAAGGCAAGUCACUGCAUUGCCCAGAGCCAUAUGAACAGGUCUUGUGACCAAUUAAUUGACUACUACAUAAUCUCCAGCUAGGGAGCACAGAUGGAGUGAGUCAGUCCAAGCUGCUCAACCUGUUAAGUGUCUUGUCUUUGCUAACUGGAGUAUAAGCUUAGGAACAAAAAUAGGGCUUGUCUAUGUCUGUAAUGGGAUUGCAGACAGCGUGUUUUGUAAUGUGAUAGAUGGAUCUGACUUCCUAAAUUAUUGGCGGGCUUAAUUUACGUAACAAAUGAAUGUUCCACUUUUUUUUAAACCUUUGAAAGGGGAAAUUAGUACGCUGCUGUCAAGUAGCUUUUCUCACAUACUGUAUAGGGAGUGAAAUGAUUGUUUAGAACUGCUCGUCAUUACGGAAUAUUCCUCACAUAACAAAGGAACUUCAGGAUUUGUCUCCAAGUCCAUGUUGAUGGUCAGGAUAAACUGGAAGAACAUUAAACCGUUCAGGAGAUGUGUGGCGGCACAGCGAAGACCACAAACCAGCCAGAGAGCUGGCAAGACUCUGCCAGAUGUGUGAGUGAUGCCGUUCCUGGUGCUGGGAGGAUUUACAGGGUGCUUUUAUGCACAAAGAUUAAAAAACACACCGGGGUAGACAGGAGCACUGACCACACGGAACUCGACAACAGUUGGUCAUGUUCGGAGUUUGACCUGAAUGAGAUUCGCCUGAUAGUUUACCAGGACUGUGACAGGAGAGGCAGACAAGUCUUGUUUGACUCUAAAGCUGUUCAAAAGAUUGAGGAGGUGACCGCUCAGAAAACAGAGGAUGUUCCUAUUAAAAUAUCAGCCAAGUGCUGCCAGGGAAGCAGCAGUGUCAGCAGCGUCAGCAGCAGUAGCAGCAGCAGCAUCUCUUCCCACAGUUCUUCUGGGGGAUCUUCACACCAUGCUAAGGAACAGCUUCCAAAGUACCAGUACACAAGACCAGCUUCCGAUGUCAACAUGUUAGGGGAAAUGAUGUUUGGCUCAGUUGCCAUGAGUUACAAAGGCUCCACCUUAAAGAUACACUACAUACGUUCUCCUCCACAACUGAUGAUUAGUAAAGUCUUCUCUGCUAGAAUGGGCAGCUUCUGUGGAAGUACAAAUAACUUGCAAGACAGCUUUGAGUACAUCAACCAAGAUCCUAAUUUGGGAAAACUGAACACAAAUCAGAAUAGUUUGGGUCCUUGUCGUACUGGAAGUAACCUAGGUCUGCUGCAAGCAUGCAGCAGCAAAUUGCUGCAGGGGGUAGCUGAAGGAGGACCUCUCCGGCUCACCCGGAGUGCUUCUUUCUUUGCAGCACAUAGCACACCAGUUGAUAUGCCAAGCAGAGGACAGAAUGAAGACAGGGACAGUGGCAUUGCUCGAUCAGCCUCACUAAGCAGUCUUUUGAUCACACCUUUCCCAUCUCCAAGCUCCUCUACAUCUUCUUCCAGCAGUUACCAGCGCCGCUGGCUUCGAAGUCAGACAACAAGUUUGGAAAAUGGCAUCAUUCCAAGAAGGUCAACUGAUGAGACAUUCAGCUUGGCUGAAGAAACCUGUAGUUCUAAUCCAGCUAUGGUUAGGAGGAAGAAAAUUGCCAUAAGCAUCAUCUUUUCCCUAUGUGAGAAAGAAGAAGCACAAAGGAAUUUCCAGGACUUCUUCUUUUCUCAUUUUCCCCUGUUUGAAUCUCACAUGAACAGGCUGAAGAGUGCAAUUGAAAAGGCUAUGAUCUCCUGUAGGAAAAUAGCAGAAUCAAGUCUCCGAGUCCAGUUUUAUGUCAGCCGUUUGAUGGAAGCUCUGGGAGAAUUCAGACGAACUAUCUGGAACUUAUAUUCUGUUCCAAGGAUAGCUGAACCUGUAUGGCUUACUAUGAUGUCCGGCACUUUGGAAAAAAACCAGCUCUGCCAGCGCUUUCUCAAGGAGUUUACACUUCUGAUAGAACAGAUCAAUAAAAACCAGUUUUUUGCUGCCUUACUGACUGCAGUGUUAACCUAUCACCUGGCCUGGGUCCCAACUGUCAUGCCUGUGGAUCACCCUCCCAUUAAAGCCUUCUCAGAGAAACGUACCUCCCAGUCAGUGAACAUGCUGGCCAAAACACAUCCAUAUAAUCCUCUCUGGGCACAGCUGGGUGAUCUUUACGGAGCCAUAGGCUCUCCAGUGAGACUGACUCGCACCGUAGUGGUAGGGAAGCAGAAGGACUUAGUCCAGCGCAUACUUUAUGUCCUGACCUACUUUCUCCGUUGCUCUGAGCUACAAGAGAACCAGCUGACCUGGAGUGGCAAUCAUGGUGAAGGUGACCAAGUUUUAAAUGGGAGCAAGAUCAUAACAGCCUUGGAGAAAGGAGAGGUGGAGGAGUCUGAGUAUGUGGUCGUUACGGUGAGGAAUGAGCCCGCUCUUGUACCCCCCAUCCUACCACCAACAGCAGCUGAGAGACAGAACCCCUGGCUGGCAGGGUUUCCUGAGAGCCCAGAGGGCACUGACAGUAGAGACCUGGGUCUUAAACCUGACAAAGAAGCUAACAGGAGGCCAGAGCAGGGUUCUGAGGCUUGCAGCGCAGGGUGCCAGGGGCCAGCAUCAGACGCUUCCUGGAAACCUCAGAAUGCAUUUUGUGGAGAUGAGAAAAAUAAAGAGGCACCGCAAGAUGGCUCUUCAAGACUUUCCAGCUGUGAAGUUUUGGGGGCAGGAAUGAAGAUGGACCAGCAAGCUGUCUGUGAGCUGUUGAAAGUGGAGAUGACUACGAGACUGCCAGACCGGUCAGUGGCCUGGCCUUGCCCUGACAGACAUCUCCGGGAGAAACCUUCCUUAGAAAAGGUCACUUUCCAGAUUGGAAGCUUUGCAUCUCCAGAGUCUGACUUUGAAAGCCGCAUGAAAAAAAUGGAGGAACGGGUGAAGGCCUGUGGCCCCUCCUUGGAGGCCAGGGAGGCCGCUGAUGUGGCUCAGGACCCACAGGUUUCUAGGAGCCCUUUCAAACCUGGCUUUCAGGAGAAUGUCUGCUGUCCUCAGAAUCGGCCUUCAGAGGGGGAUGAAGGCGAGUCUGACAAGGGUUUUGCAGAGGACAGAGGCAGCAGAAAUGACACAGCAGCAGAUGCUGCCGGGCAGCUCAGCCACGCUGCUGACUUGGGCGCAGCCUCCCACAGUGCAGCAGGAACGGGAGGGAGGAGGCUGGAGGCGGCUAGAGGUUUGUAUGUGAAGGCUGCGGAAGGACCUGUGCUGGAGCCUGUUGCCCCCAGGUGUGUCCAGCUCGUGGCUGGUGCGAAUAUCCCCUGUGGGGAUGACAACAAGAAGGCCAACUUCAGGACUGAAGGAGACAUUCCCCGAAAUGAAAGCUCGGAUAGCGCCCUGGGAGACAGUGACGAUGAAGCCUGUGCUUCAGCCAUGCUAGAUCUGGGUCACAUUGGUGACAGGACUGGAGGGUCCUUGGAAGUGGAGCUGCCUCUGCCAAGGUCUCAGAGCAUCAGCACCCAGAAUGUAAGGAACUUUGGCCGCUCACUUCUGGCGGGCUACUGCCCCACAUACAUGCCUGAUCUUGUGCUUCAUGGGACCGGCAGUGACGAGAAGUUGAAGCAGUGCCUGGUGGCCGACCUUGUCCACACAGUCCAUCAUCCAGUCCUGGAUGAGCCAAUAGCUGAAGCUGUCUGUAUUAUCGCAGACACAGAUAAAUGGAGUGUGCAGGUAGCUACAAGUCAGAGGAAAGUGACGGACAACAUGAAACUAGGCCAGGAUGUCCUGGUCUCUAGUCAGGUGUCCAGUUUGCUUCAGUCCAUUUUACAGCUCUACAAGCUUCACCUCCCUGCUGAUUUUUGCAUCAUGCAUCUUGAAGAUAGACUACAGGAGAUGUACCUUAAAAGUAAAAUGCUAUCUGAAUAUCUCCGGGGACACACACGAGUCCAUGUGAAAGAAUUAGGUGUCGUACUGGGGAUUGAAUCCAACGACCUGCCUCUGUUGACUGCUAUUGCCAGUACUCAUUCUCCUUAUGUGGCUCAAAUACUCUUAUAAGCUAAAGCUCAGGACAGUUCUUCCUUGGAAGAAAAAAAUCAAAUUCUCAACUGAAGGAGAAAGGAAUAAGCUCUCUUUGAUGUCAAAAGUAUGAGAAGAGCAAACAGAAACAGUCAUUCCACCUUUUUGUUUUGUGUUUUUGCUGUCAAGCUGAUGCUUCAUUGAAGACUUAGGUUUACUUGACAUAAUGGCGUUUGUGAUUGUCGUGAACACUUUAGGCCAUUUGUUACCCAUGAAUCAACAAAGAAACUGACCUUUUUGGUAGGAGGAAACAUAAGCGCUAAACACUAAGCUGUUGCAACAGAUUGCCUUGUGCUGUUUGGGCAGAGUAAAGACAAGUGAGUUGUGCGGGGUGGUCAGCAGUGUACAUAACAUUCCAGUAGGAAACUGCUUCCGAGUUUAAGCAUGAGCUCCCCAAACUGGAGAAAACAUAUUUUGCUAUUCUGAGACAACAGUCAGAAUACAGACUUUGGAUUCCGGGUCACAGUUUGCUUUUUACACAAGGUAAAGCAAAGAAAGCCACAUUGUGCCAUCUUCAGCUCCAGUGGCUGUAGCAGUGACUGUUUGACAUAAAACAUGUAAGAGAAUUGCUUGUUGGGAAGAGUGCUUUAGGGACCCACUGUUUUCAUUUCUUCUUGGAGUUUACCUUGUUUCAGAUGCAGCCACAGGUAGGUCAGAGAUGGAUUGUUGGUGCAAUAAACCCAAGAAUCAAUGUAGCCUCUUAAUCCCAUCAAGAUGUAGUUUGUAGCAGCAAAGUGUACAGGCUGAAACCAUAUGUUUUAUCCUUAUAUUUUAGAGCUUUCAGCAGCCUUUUUAAGAGAGGCCAUUUACCAAAGUUAUUUCUAUAAGCUCAAGAGUGUUUCGGUUGGUAAGUUCUUCCAGCUGAAGCCACUUUUUCCUUAUGGUUAAUACAAAUGACUAUUUUUACUUUAAAAGGCACAGCUGUCCUGGUGGGAAAUGAAACCUGCAACAGUUCAGGAUGACUAAUGAAAGCAAUUAGCUUGAACAUUUAGAAAAAAUUCAUAUAUGAUCUAAAUUUUUAUAUUAUCGUUUCUGUGCCUUCUAAUUCCUGCAUCCUUUUCAAAACAUCUUUCCAGAAAUUAACUUACACAUUGUAUAAAACCGACCAAAAUGAUUUCCCAAAGUUCAUGCAAAAAAAAAAAAAAAAACCUAAUUUUCUGUUAAUAUAAAAGAAACUUUAGUUUACUGACCGUGAAACAAGACUAUGUACUGACAUCCAGGGCAAAGUAAAAGACUUUUAAAUAUUGGUCAUUAAAGGACACGAGCUAAGCUAGCAAAGCAAAACAUCUUUAGCACUUUGCAGAUCUCAAGCAGUUAACCAGGCUCUGAUUCCCUUCCACUGUUUUAUGAAUUCCAGUUCUUUUCAUGUGUGGUUGAACCUAAGAAUAUGAAGUAAUUUCCCUAUUAGGGACUAGAAUGACUUCAAUUUUUUCAUUUGAUAAAAAUCAGAACUGCUACGUUUCCCUCUUUUUUUUAAUGAUGCAAAAUGUAGAUGAGUGCAUUAAGGUUUGUAAGAUCUUUAUCAUUUUAUGUCAUUCAUUGAAAAUUGAAAUGUUCAUUCUUCUUAAUGUUUUCCUAUUUCCUUUUGCCUAGCAUUUGACUUUGGUGUUUUAAGUUCUGUAGUUCCAUGACAUCGUUUGCUGUUGUGUUACAGAGAGAGAAGGAACCUCACCUGUGGCUCAGCUCCCCCCACAUCCAUUUCUCAUUACGUGUAAAUAAACUGUCAGAGCUGAUGUUACAGCUUUUACAGUUUAAAGCAUUCCCCUCGUCUCUAGUUCCUUUUUUCUUGUUUACAUGUUUUGGGCACUUUCCCUCAUUCACCACCUUCCAGGGUUUCAUAGAAAAUAAAUCAGUUCAAUUCUAACGUGGACAUAGUGGCAUGUUGAUAAUUAGACCCAUAUAGGGGACACUGAGCUUUAAAAUCGUUGACUCUAAACUCUAUACAUUAAAAAAAUUCAGCCCAGGCCCCUCAAAGCCUGAGAAAAUUUAAUUUGCUCUUAAUCUAAUGUUCCAAAACUCACUCUUGGAAAAAUGCCUGUUGGAAAACUACAGGUGGGUCACAUGUGGGGGCUGUCUCCAUGACACUCAGGAUUCCAGUCAGAACCUAAUCCUCAUAUCUAUUGCCUACAAAAAUAGACCAAGAAUGUUGCUGCUCUUUUAUAAUCCUUUAAAUAUUUAACAUUCAAGUUUUCUUUGUCUUAAAUUCAGCCUCUUCCUAAAAGCGAAAAAGAAAAAAAAAAAAAACCUCACAGAAUUGUGUUGAGAUCCACCGCUCACACGCUGUGCACCACCCAGUGGCUUCGUUCUGGCUUAGCCACAGAGGCAAGAAAGGGACCCCACUCGCUCCCAUGCCCACCUCAAGAAAAAACAUAAAACAAUUUUUUUAAAAAAAGAAAAGAAAUCUACCUCAGUUGACAGGAUUCUACCUUUAGGGUUUCUUCAACUUUUAAGUCUUACCUGUUGAGUGUAAUUUUUGUAGCAUCUUGCUUUUCUAAGCAAGCUAGUGAGGCAUGACAGAGCAGAAGUCUGUAAAUGUCCCUGUGAUGGACCUCUUUCUAGCAUGUUGCAGUUUUAUUUUUAAUAAAUUGAUAAGUGAAAUGAAUGUAAAGGUAAUUGUGUAUGUUUUAGACAUGACAAUGAAAAUUUAAAAUGUAACUUCCAUACUUGUGCAUAAUUCCAAAGUAUUUUAUUUUUUAUCAGUGUUAAAUAGCUUUUUGUACAGGCUUCAAUCCAUUUUUCUGAAGUGUGCUGUUUUUUAAUGAAAGUAACUAUAAUCUUUUCACAUCCCACGGAACUGCCGUUUACACAUUGCAACUUUUUAAACUUAACCAUAUUUUUCAAAAUUAACGUUUUUGGAGGGAGAAAAAUCCCCGCUUGCUAAAUGAUACUAAACCGUUGUUUGGGCUCUUAUAAUUAGGUCCUGAGAUUUUAUAAAAACUUAGUCUGUAGCUUUUUAGGUUCUUCACUAUAGUUGGUUGUACAUAAAAAUAAAGAAUAUAAAGUACCCCAAAAUUCUUUUAAAUGUCUGGAUUUUUCCACUAAUAUGUACUUUAGAGAAUAUUUUGUUCAUGCAUACUUUCACAUUAAAUUGAAAAUGUCUUCAGCUUCUCUUGGUAAAUGUGAACCAUUUGUUUUUUAUUGUGCUUGGGGGAGAGGAUAUUUUAAUAUAAUUUUUGCCUAAAUCAAGCAGUCCCCUCUGAAUGUUAAUUUUUAAAUGUCAAAAUAGGAUGAACCAUAUAUCUUGAAAGUGAGAUUGCAAUAUGCUUAAAUUUAAGUGGUAUUUCAAAAACGAGAAAAUUCUGGAAUUUGUUAUUUGAAGCUCCAUAAGAGAAAUUGAUAGGACUUCGUUUUUGAUCAGUUUGAAUAGAUACCAAUGUCAUUGUGUGGGAGUUUUUUUUAACUUGUUUAUGUAUUAUUUUGAUCCAUUUUUUGUGGCAUUUGGUGCAAUAAAACUUUUGAAUUUAUCUUGAA